AUGGUGUCAGUGAAGUUGCAAAAGGGCAAAGUUGAGAAUCCAACCGAACCAGAAAAGUCCACACCAAAGAAGCAAACGCACCAUUGGCAGCAGCAGCAGCACCACCACCUCCAACCUCCUCAUAAAAAUAGCAACUACACUAACAAGUGGGUAAACAAAAAGGAAAAGGAAAAAAAACAGAAAAAAAAGGUGGUGGAUGCAUGA
Molecule: messenger RNA, 204 nt
Organism: Dovyalis caffra
Lineage: Eukaryota; Viridiplantae; Streptophyta; Magnoliopsida; Malpighiales; Salicaceae
Source: the annotation of a GenBank genome assembly